AUGGAUGGAGGGGUGGAUGGAUGGACAGAGGGAGCGAUGGAUGGAUGGAUGGAGGGGUGGAUGGGUGAUCGUGAGAUCUGUUUCAGUGGGUUCCAGGCGAAUGAUCUGCCCUCCUCGGUGGAUCCUCUGUGGAUCCUAGGGGACGUGUUCCUCUCUGAAUUCUAUAGCAUCUAUGACCGGGGACAGGACAGGGUGGGCUUCGCUAAGGCUAGACACACACGCUAUACAGAGAUGGAUGGAGGGAUGGAUAGAUAG
This is a messenger RNA of Coregonus sp. 'balchen', 255 nucleotides long. The record is from the annotation of a GenBank genome assembly. NCBI's taxonomy places the organism in Eukaryota, Metazoa, Chordata, Actinopteri, Salmoniformes, Salmonidae.